This is a messenger RNA of Aspergillus clavatus NRRL 1, 711 nucleotides long. RefSeq lists its product as uncharacterized. The transcript is spliced from 4 exons. Lineage: Eukaryota; Fungi; Ascomycota; Eurotiomycetes; Eurotiales; Aspergillaceae. The record is from RefSeq and is a predicted model, not a curated record. Gene Ontology annotation, biological process: 'de novo' protein folding. Gene Ontology annotation, cellular component: endoplasmic reticulum membrane; endoplasmic reticulum. Bases 1 to 711 code for a protein of 236 amino acids.
AUGAUUGUUGAAUACUUCCUGUUCAACCUCCUCGUCACUAUCAUUAGUGCUAGCAAUGCUGCUGAUCUCGUUGGCACUUGGACAACCAAGUCACGCAGCGUCGUGACGGGUCCAGCAUUCUACGAUCCGAUCAAUGAUAUAUUCAUCGAGCCAAAUCUCACUGGCAUGUCAUAUUCGUUUACUGAAGAUGGCCACUUUGAGGAAGCAUACUAUCGAGCCCUUGCCAAUCCAACGGAACCUUCAUGUCCCAAAGGUAUAAUGCAGUGGCAGCAUGGCACUUAUUCAGUGAAGUCGGAUGGCUCCAUCGAACUGACACCGAUUGCGGUUGACGGCCGUCAGCUGGUGUCGGAUCCAUGCUCAAAAGACGUCGGCAUGUAUACCAGAUACAACCAGAGCGAGACAUUCAAUUUAUUCACUGUCUCCACAGACGCCUAUCAUCAUGUCCGACGUUUAGAUCUAGCCUCGUUUGACGAUGCUCCAAUGCAUCCAAUGUACCUCGUCUACAAACCGCCUCAGAUGCUACCAACGACGACACUGAAUCCAGCCAGCCUCGAGACAGGAAAGAGUAAGCGCCAUGUCCGCAGAGAUAUAGCUCGUUCUGCGAGUGUCGGCGGGUUCAUACGGAGUGACGACCUCAUUAACCCUGAUCGAUGGUUGUGGUUCGGGAUUUUCAUGACCGCCAUGGGUGGGAUUGCCAUAAUUUAUUCCUAA